AUGGAUACGACUGGAUAUUAUCAGAACAUGCGUGAUCCUUAUCGACAACAGCAAGACCACGAUCAGACUGAAUUGUAUGAAUACGAUAAUGAACGAAGCUCGGCAGCUUCACGUCUUGGAAAUCUGUUCGGUACGAAGAUAUUGCACAAUCCACCGAAAAUCUUACGCAAUGCACCGAACUUGAUCGAUUCUCUCCCAGCCAAUGUGAAUCGAACAUUAUUGUACGCAAAACUAUUUUAUUUCUGGUACUUUGCUGCAUUCGGUUCACUUUUCCCAUUGCUUUCAAUCUAUUUCAAACAAAUGGGCAUGGGUCCAUCCUAUUGUGGUAUUCUCAUGGGUUUUCGGCCGUUUGUGGAGUUCUUCUCGGCACCAUUUUGGAGCGUCGUGUCGACACGCUUUCGACAAGCAAAAAAUAUCCUUCUCAUGGCACUUCUAUCGUGGAUUGUAUUCACUGUUGCCAUCGGUCUCAUCAAACCUCCGCCACAUUCAUGUUGGCGAGAAAUGAAUGCUACACAUCAAGGCAUCGAACGUGUAGGAUAUGCAACAACUACACAGAAAUAUCUGACGAAACAUCAAAUGAAAAGACAAGUUGUAACGACGCCCAUGAUUUCAUUGAAAAAUAUUGAGAAAACAAACGAUUUAAUUGAACAAGGAAAAGAGUUGGUUUUAAAUCAAACGAACCCACUUGUUAAGAAUGUUCUCAGCUCAACUCUGAAUCGUGUGACUAAUACAACUAAGUCAUCAUCCCGCCGACGCAAAACAACGACGACCACAACUGCUGCUACAACUGUAACGAAAAAACCGACAACUAAAGCGCCAAUUGAUAAUGACGACGAGGAGGAUGACGAUGUGGAAAGUGGUGAAGAAGACGAUGCAAUUAAUGAAGGUCGUAAACCAACAGCACGGCGAACAACAACAACAACCACCUCCAAACCUAAAUCCAAAUCCAAAUCUGAUAAAAAACCAGUUGGUUCAAGUAAUCUAUUACACGUCAAUACGCCACAAAAGACCAUGGGAAACCCUAUUGAAAUCACCCUAACCAAUCUUUCACUUGUCAAGCCACUUGCAUCGCCUGUUCUAUACGACCAAAAGGAUGUGCGCAACGUCUUCAUGGUUUUCUUAUUACUCAUCAUAAUUGGCGAAUUCUUCAGCGCACCGGCUAUUACAUUAGCGGAUGCCUGCACUUUGACUCAUCUGGGACAAGAUACCGAGUUGUAUGGACGGCAACGAAUGUUUGGAAGUUUAGGAUGGGGUCUAGCAAUCUUCAUCGUCGCUAUGAUACUCGAUCAAUCAAAAUCAUUGACAUUUUACGCUUGUGGAACAAGUGGACCUCUUGAAAAAAAUUACACCGUUUGUUUUGCUGCAUUCAGUAUUUGUAUGACAUUUGCAUUAAUCACGGCGACACGUUUCCAAUUUUCAUACGAAUCAUCUGAAGAAGUACCAUUAAACACACUGAAUAAAGAUUUGAAACGCUCAGUAUAUCCAACUUCGAGAUUGAGUACAAACGAACGUAACAUUCAUAGUAUCAUCAACGAUGACCAACAAGUACAUGUGAACAUCAAACAAUCCUAUCAAGCAUCGAGUGCAAUGAAGCUAAUGCAACUUAUUCAAGUUUUUACGACAUUGAAAAAUGGAACGUUUUUAUUCAUUGCAUGGUGGAUGGGUUGUGGUGUUGGCCUGGUAUUUACAUUUUUAUUUUGGCAUUUACAAGAUCUAGGCGGUUCGCCCACUCUCUUUGGUGUGGCUUCGGUAAUUAAUCACACGAGUGAACUAUUCGCUUACUUCUUUCUCCACGAACUUAUUCAUCGGUUUGGUCAUAUUAAAAUUCUCUAUUUGGGUUUACUAGGCAAUUUUGUUCGCUUUGUUUAUAUAUCUAUCAUUACAAAUCCAUGGUGGGUGCUACCAUUUGAAUUUAUUCAAGGAUUGACUCAUGCUGCUGUUUGGGCGACGGCAUGUUCGUACUUGUCUCAAGCUGCACCGGAAAGUUUACGUUUAUCAUGUCAAGGAGUUUUGCAAGGUUUUCAUUUUGGCUUUGGAAGAGGAUGUGGUGCAUUGUUCGGCGGCUUUUUCGCAUCCUAUUUCGGUACUGAUAUCACAUUUCGUGCAUAUGGUUUUAUUUGUUUGAUAUUCAUGGGUCUAUUCAUUUAUCUCAAUCAACGUUUUCAACAACAAGCUCCUAGUGACUAUGGACAAAGUUUAAAUGUAGAUGAUCCACAUCAAUUUAUGGGCAAUUCCCCACUUCUCGCCCCACAUGGUGCACCAACCAAUCCAAAAUGGCAAACAAAAUUUUCCUCAGGUAACUCAUUCUCGCUUGACCGCCCCGCCGCCUCCAACGUUUCAUUGCAUUGCUAUUGUAUUCGUACAGGUUUGACAGCUGGUAUAAAAAAAGAACAAUCACCUUCCACAGCGAUAUCACAGCUUGAUAAUCCAACAACGACAGGAUCUAAUUGUAAAGAUUAUCAUUAUGGUUAUUGA
Molecule: messenger RNA, 2475 nt
Organism: Adineta ricciae
Lineage: Eukaryota; Metazoa; Rotifera; Eurotatoria; Adinetida; Adinetidae
Source: the annotation of a GenBank genome assembly